Messenger RNA from Geodia barretti, 1305 nucleotides. Lineage: Eukaryota; Metazoa; Porifera; Demospongiae; Tetractinellida; Geodiidae. The record is from the annotation of a GenBank genome assembly.
CGCACCCAACGCUGUCGUCUAAAUAACCGAAACGUAGCUGCGCGAAGUGCCGAGAAAAGUUGGAAAAACCCUCUCAAAGAGCAAGAGUCACUAAAAAUGCCCCGAGGUGGUAGGACACGAGGUCACAAAGGCAGACCCAAGCACUACCUCACGCGGGAGGAGAUAGAGGCCGAGGAACAGAGGAAGAAGAAGGAAUCCGAAUGGAAGCGUCGGAAGGGAGGAGGGCCCGGGGAGGAAGGGGAGGAGGAGGAGGAGGAGAGUGUGUCUGUGGAUGAGGGGGUUAAGGAGAGGGGGGCACAGUUUGCGACGAGGCCUGUGGGCACCAUGCCGUCCAGCAGCAGCAGUGAGGACGAGGAUGAAGAUGAGGACGAGGAAGAGGAUGAAGAGCCCAAGGCCAAGGGAGUGGAAGCACUGAUCGAGAUCUCAAACCCAAACAGAGUUGCCAACAAAAGCAAGAAAGCCUCGCAGAUUGACGUCAAUGCCAAGGUCGAGCUGUCCCGACGGGAAAGAGAGGAGAUAGCACGUCAGCGGAGUGUGGCCAACUACAGGAAGCUCCACGAGGCAGGGAAGACGGAGGAAGCCCAGAGAGACCUGGCCCGCCUGGCCAUCAUCCGACAGAAGAGGGAAGAAGCUGCAAAGAAAAAGGAGGAAGAGUUGAAAGCCAUAGGCCAGUCCGAGCCGCAGGCCAGUCCGAGUCGACAGCAGCAGCCGCAGAAAGACGUGAAGCGCAGUUCCCUGGAGGUUCCCUGCAGCAACAGUCCGUCCCGGUCCAGUGCCGGUGGGGACUCGCUUACGCCCAGCGAGCUGUCGUGGACCGGCUUGCCCGAGGACCAGCAAGCAGUGGAGCGCUUACAGCAGUGCCGCAAACAGCUGGAGGAGGAGAUAGAUGAUAUGGUAGAUGAGUUGACUAGGAUCGGAGAGGAGAUGAACUGUACCUCAGAGUGCCUCCAGAUCCUCAGAGAUAGUGAUGAAACUCCGCAGAAGAAAGAUCUCAGAAGAGCUCGGAAAAUCUUCAAAAACAAACCCAAAGAUGCAAUCAAGUUCCUGUUGGAGAAGGAGCUACUCAACGACACGCCAGAAGACGUAGCUCUCUACCUCUUCUGCAACGGAAUGGACAAAACGGCACUGGGAGACUACCUCGGGGAAGGGAAAGAGUUCAACAUUAAAGUGCUGCAAGAGUUUGUUCGACUGCACAAGUUCCACGGGAUGGACCUCGUCCGAGCGUUGAGGGGUUUCCUCGGGAGUUUUCAGCUGCCGGGCGAAGCACAGAAGAUCGACCGAAUGAUGGAGUCGUUUGCCUCCCAG